GAUAUUUAUAGUAUAGGAAUUUUAAUGAUUGAAUUAUCAAAUGGUAUUUUACCUUUUUCUGAUCGUCAUCAUAAUUCUUUAUUGGCUUUAGAAAUUAUUAAAGGUUUAAGACCUCAAAUUUCUCAAGAUUUACCUCAAGUUUAUAUAAAUUUAGCUUUAGAUUGUUGUCAUAAAGAUCCUUCUUUAAGACCUAAUGCAAAACAAUUAUUAUGUAUAUUUAAUUGUUGGUGGGAAAUUUUAAAUAGACCUGAUGAUAAUUUAUCAGGUAUAAGAAAAUCUUUUAUAGCAGCUGAUGAUUUAUUACCAAUGUUGGAAGUUGAAAAGAAUAAUCGUGAAUUAAAUUCUGGUGCUUUUUAUACAAGUAGAUUAUUACAAUUUGAAGAUGUAUCAAAAAGAGAUAGUAGUAGUAGUGAUAUUUCUGAUGUAAAUUAUUAAAACUAAUUAAUUUAGUAAAAUGUAUUGUAAAAAAAAAGUAUUAUAUUUUAUUUAAUAAAAAAAAAAUAAUGUAACGUAUUGUACGUAUU
This is a messenger RNA of Rhizophagus irregularis DAOM 181602=DAOM 197198, 524 nucleotides long. The record is from RefSeq and is a predicted model, not a curated record. Lineage: Eukaryota; Fungi; Glomeromycota; Glomeromycetes; Glomerales; Glomeraceae.